Mycena indigotica is the source of this 2226-nucleotide messenger RNA. RefSeq names its product DEAD-domain-containing protein. The transcript has 6 exons. Gene Ontology annotation, molecular function: RNA helicase activity; nucleic acid binding; ATP binding. Bases 1 to 2226 code for a protein of 741 amino acids. The record is from RefSeq and is a predicted model, not a curated record. NCBI's taxonomy places the organism in Eukaryota, Fungi, Basidiomycota, Agaricomycetes, Agaricales, Mycenaceae.
AUGGACGACUACAUUUUGACCAUCGACUCGGAUGUUGAAGACAGUGGACCAACCACAAAAAGCAAAGACGAUGCCGACCUCGACCCUGACUUCGUGUUUGAUCUCUCGGGGGACCCGUAUGUGGAUAUUGGAGAUGCCGCUGGGUUAGUUGACCUAGUGAAGGAGGGACGGAAACCAGAGCCUAUAUCGGUUGAGGACAUCAUUGCUCGACGAAAGCAGGGUGUAAAGAGGAAAAGAGACGAAGAUGAGUCGGAGUCGGAUUCGGAAGCCAGCGAACUGCAAGAGGAAGAUGAGGAUGAAGAGAGCGAUCCACUAGCAACCUCUGAUGAAGAGAGUAACGCUGAUUUACCCUCAGACGAGGAUGGCCCAAGUGACCGAGGAGAGGAUGAUGAAGACGAGUCAGAAGAAGAAACUCAGGCUGAAAAAGAGAGGAAGGCUGCUUUCUUUGCGAGCGACGAAGGUGCAACAACGCAAGAACACUCGUCAUUUCUUUCCAUGAACCUUUCGCGGCCACUGCUCAAAGCACUCACCAACCUUGGUUUUGCUAAACCAACACCGAUUCAAGCUGCCACUAUUCCUGUCGCGCUAUUAGGGAAAGAUGUUGUUGGAGGUGCAGUGACAGGCUCUGGCAAGACUGCGGCUUUUAUUAUUCCCAUGAUUGAGCGACUCCUAUAUCGUCAAAAAGGCGCAAGAGCUGCUGCUACGCGCUGUCUUGUUCUUGUACCAACGCGAGAGUUGGCCCAACAGUGUGUCGAAGUCGGCAGAAAACUCGCUGCCCAUACAGACAUCCAAUUCUGCCUCGUUGUCGGUGGGCUAUCUGUCAAGUCUCAGGAAGUUGCAUUGCGGAAUCGACCAGACGUAGUGAUUGCGACUCCUGGGCGGCUUAUUGACCAUAUCCACAACUCUCCCUCUUUCACUCUGGAUACGCUCGAUGUACUCGUCCUCGAUGAAGCUGACAGGAUGCUGUCUGACGGAUUUGCGGACGAAUUGGCGGAAAUCAUCAAGUCCUGCCCGAAAUCUCGGCAGACGAUGCUGUUUUCUGCGACGAUGACUGACUCGGUCGACGAGCUUGUCAAAAUGUCCCUAAACAAACCUGUUAGGCUUUUCGUGGAUCCCAAACGAAGCAUCGCUCGGGGACUUGUUCAGGAAUUCGUUCGUGUACGUGCUGGCAAAGAGGCAGAACGAUCCGCACUUCUUGUUACCUUGUGUAAGAGAACGUUCAAAGGCAACGUCAUAAUAUUCCUACGCAGCAAGAAGCUAGCUCAUCAAAUGCGCAUUGUCUUUGGACUGCUGGACAUGAAAUGUGAGGAGCUACAUGGUGAUCUCACUCAAGAGCAGCGGCUUACCGCCCUCCAGCGAUUCCGCGAUGGUCAUGUUGACUAUCUUAUGGCGACGGAUCUGGCUUCACGAGGGCUCGAUAUCAAGGGUGUAGAAACGGUCAUCAACUAUGAUAUGCCUGGCCAACUCGCUCAGUAUCUUCAUCGAGUAGGACGAACUGCGCGGGCCGGAAAGAAGGGGCGAUCUGUCACUCUUGUUGGUGAAGCUGAUCGUAAAAUGCUCAAAGCUGCCAUCAAGCACGGGUCAGAGACGGAUCAAGUUCGACACAGAAUUUUACCAGCAGACGCAGUCGCAAGAUGGACUGAGAGGCUAGACGAACUCAAAGACGAGAUAGCGGAGAUAUUGGGAGAGGAGAAGGAAGAAAAACAGCUGCGCCAAGCUGAAAUGGAGCUGAAAAAAGGACAAAACAUUAUUGAGCACGAAGCCGAAAUAUAUUCGCGUCCAGCGCGUACCUGGUUCCAAACAGGGAAAGAGAAGGCGAAGGCUGAGGCUCUGAGUAAGCAGCAACAUGAAGCGGGCACAACAAAUAGCAGCAAACAGCACUCUCAAAUACCUUCGGCCAGCGAAAAGCCCAAACGCGAUAAAUUUUCGGGUCUUACUCGUCGGGCCAAACGGCGAAAGCUGGCAAUGGAGGAUGACAAGGAGUUUGGUGAUGCAAAGGAGACGGCAGCUGCAAUUCGUUCUGCAAAGAAAAGCGGUCGGCCCACUAAAAUUGGCUUGCCAGAAGCCCGCCCAUCAAGUAAGAAACCAAAAAAUAAGAAGCGGCCUGUGCGAACUGGCGCUGGGUUCGAACGGGAUACGGACAAAAGGAGGAGUGCUGGAGAAGGUAUCCGAGCCAAAAAGGGAGACGCCAUCGGCAAAAAGCUAAAAAGAGGCAAAACGACAUGA